Messenger RNA from Pseudogymnoascus destructans, 321 nucleotides. RefSeq lists its product as uncharacterized. The record is from RefSeq and is a predicted model, not a curated record. Bases 1 to 321 code for a protein of 106 amino acids. The transcript has 2 exons. Lineage: Eukaryota; Fungi; Ascomycota; Leotiomycetes; Thelebolales; Thelebolaceae.
AUGUUCAUCAAGAGUAGCCCGUCGCCCAACGGUAAUUAUGAUGAGUUGGCCUUUGGCGGGCCCCUUAACUUCCGUGGCUACUAUCCUGGAUACUCGGUCGAUGCUACGGCCGCAAAAAACGCCUGGACCUGCGCUCUCCUGAAAGCGCAUCCACAUAACACAGCUGGGACUGUGAAGCUGGCGUCAGCCGACCCCCGAGACCCCCCCAAGAUCUCCUUUAACUAUUUCGACGCAGGUUCUGGUGACUAUGCAGCCGAUCUUGAGACAAUCACUGAGUCGAUCCGGAUCGCGCGCUGGGCACUCGGAAACCAGACCAACUGA